Messenger RNA from Echinococcus granulosus, 2943 nucleotides. RefSeq names its product U5 small nuclear ribonucleoprotein component. Gene Ontology annotation, cellular component: U4/U6 x U5 tri-snRNP complex; U2-type catalytic step 2 spliceosome; cytosol. The record is from RefSeq and is a predicted model, not a curated record. The transcript is spliced from 15 exons. Gene Ontology annotation, biological process: mRNA splicing, via spliceosome. The coding region runs from base 1 to 2943 and encodes 980 amino acids. Gene Ontology annotation, molecular function: GTP binding; U5 snRNA binding; GTPase activity. Lineage: Eukaryota; Metazoa; Platyhelminthes; Cestoda; Cyclophyllidea; Taeniidae.
AUGGAUGCCGACUUGUACGACGAAUUCGGGAAUUAUAUAGGUCCAAAUAUCCUGUCGGAUGAGGAGGUGGAGGGGGAUGCUGAUAGUGUCGCUGAAGAAGAACCAGAAGAAAAGGAAGAUCACAGUCAUGCUAUGCAACUCCUUGAGAAAACUGAUGAGGCCUUCUCAGUAGUUUUGCAUGAUGAUAAGAAGUACUACCCGAGCGCAAUGGAGGUCUACGGACCUGAUGUUGAAACAUUGGUUCAAGAAGAGGAUGCUCAGCCCUUGACUCAGCCUCUAAUUGAGCCUAUUAAGAGGAAGAAUUUUGCCUACUCUGAAUACUCCCUACCCGAGACCACAUACGAUCCGGAGUUCUUGGCUGAUCUGAUGGAUUGUCCUGAACUCAUUCGCAGUGUUGCGUUUUGCGGACAUCUGCAUCAUGGAAAAACUUCGUUCGUCGAUUGCCUUAUAGAGCAAACACAUCCCGAUAUUAGAGCGAAGGAAGACAAGGAUUUGCGCUAUACUGACUACCUAAAACUUGAAGUCGAGAGAGGUUUGAGUGUUAAGUCUACUCCGAUGACGCUGGUUCUGUCGGACCUGAAGAAUAAGUCAUAUCUUCUUAACAUUUUCGACACCCCUGGCCACGUGAACUUCUCUGAUGAGGUGACAGCGGCCUUCCGCCUAUGUGAUGCCGUUUGCAUAUUUGUGGACGUCAGUGAAGGUGUUCUGAUGAACACAGAACGUCUAAUCAAACACGCACUUCAGGAGCGCCUUCCUAUUCUUCUGUGCCUCAACAAGAUUGACCGACUUGUUCUCGAGCUUAAGCUACCACCAAAUGACGCUUACUAUAAGAUUAAGAACAUUAUCGACGAGGUUAACUCCUUGAUUUCGACUUUCUCAGAAGGAGCCGGUGUUUCCCUCGAACCCCAGCAUAUAGUUAGUCCACUGCUGGGCAACGUAUGUUUCGCGAGCUCCUACUAUCGAUUCUGCUUUACAUUGGAGUCUUUUGCAAAGAUCUAUACUGACACCUUUGCAGAUUCCAUCGACUAUAAGAGUUUUGCCAAGCGUCUAUGGGGCGAUCAGUACUUCAGUUCAGAGACGAGAACCUUUAAAUCGAAGCCUCCGACUGCAUCCUCCCUUCGCUCCUUCGUGGAGUUCAUUCUCGAGCCGAUCUACAAAAUAUUCGCACAGACCGCCGGCGACGUGGAUACUUGCUUGCCUAGGCUCUGCAGUGAACUCGGCAUUCACCUUUCUAAGUCCGAAUUUAAACUCAACGUCCGUCCUUUGUUGCGAAUCAUUUUUAGUCGAUUCUUUGGCGAUUUCUCCGGUUUCGUUUCCAUGUGUGUGAAGCACGUGCCCAGUCCGGUGGCAAGCGCCAGAGUGAAGAUUAGUCACACUUACUCGGGUCCUCUGGACUCUGCUAUCGCGCGCGAUAUGAUCGCGUGCCGUGCAGAGUCACCACAUCUCAUGGUGCAUACUACUAAGCUAUACCCCGACGAGGACGCUGUUUCCUUCCAUGCUUUUGGGCGCGUUCUCUCCGGUCGACUGGAGGCUGGACAGGAUGUGCGGGUGCUUGGGGAGGCAUACUCUCUCAACGAUGAGGAGGAUUCUCGUCCUGCUGUUGCUGGGCGUCUCUGGAUCUUUUGCGGGCGAUAUCGUCUUGAGGUGAAUCGUGUGCCUGCAGGCAACUGGGUGUUGAUAGAGGGUGUAGAUCAAGCUAUUGUCAAGACGUCAACAAUCACAUCUGCCCAUUCAGACAGUGAGGCUUUUAUCUUUCAUCCACUUACCUUCAAUACUAUCUCGAUCGUCAAGAUUUCUGUUGAACCGGCCAAUCCCUCAGAACUUCCCAAAAUGCUCGAUGGUCUGAGAAAGGUGAACAAGAGUUACCCUCUGCUCAUGACCAAGGUGGAGGAGUCAGGUGAACGGAUUAUUCGAGGAACAGGCGAACUCUACCUUGACUGCGUAAUGCAUGAUCUACGCAAGCUCUAUUCUGAUAUCGAGGUCAAAGUCGCCGAUCCUGUCGUGGCGUUCUGUGAAACCGUCGUUGAGACCUCAUCCUUGAAGUGCUUUUCAGAGUCACCGAACAAGAAGAACAAGAUCACCAUGAUAGCCGAACCACUUGACAAGGGUCUGGCGGAGGAUAUUGAAAAUAAGGUGGUUCGGAUCGACUGGCCUAAAAAGCAACUUGGGGAAUUCUUCCUCAAGAAGUAUGAGUGGGACCUUCUCGCUGCAAGAUCCAUUUGGGCUUUCGGCCCAGACUCAACAGGUCCAAACAUCCUAGUGGACGAUACUCUUCCGUCAGAAGUGGACAAGGGGCUUUUGGGUUCAGUGAGGGACUACAUUGUACAGGGUUUCCAAUGGGGUACACGGGAAGGUCCACUUUGCGACGAACCGAUCCGAAAUGUGAAAUUUAAGAUUUUGGAUGCGCUAAUUUCGGGUGAAGCACAUCAACGUGGCUCAGGCCAAAUCAUUCCGACAGCGCGUCGAGUUGCCUACUCUGCCUUUAUGAUGGCCACGCCACGACUCAUGGAGCCCUAUUACUACGUUGAAGUGCAAGCGCCUGCCGACUGUGUGUCCGCCGUUUACAACGUCCUCAAUCUUCGACGAGGUCAUGUGACUCACGAUGCUCCAAUCUCCGGUUCACCGCUCUAUAUCAUCAAAGCCUUCCUACCGGUGAUUGACUCCUUCGGAUUUGAGACAGAUCUGCGGACACACUCGCAGGGCCAAGCCUUUUGCAUGUCUGUCUUCAAUCACUGGCAAAUGGUGCCUGGAGACCCGCUGGACCGAACCAUCCAAAUUCAGCCCCUGGUGGCGCAACCGGCCACCCACCUUGCUCGCGAGUUUAUGAUCAAGACGAGACGAAGGAAGGGUCUCAAUGAAGAUGUAAGCAUUAACAAGUACUUCGACGACCCGAUGUUGCUGGAAUUCGCAAAGCAGGAUGUCAUGCUAAGCUACGCAUUGUAA